AUGGGAGGGUGUCUCCUUAAUCCUUCGAGGAGGGGACCCGCAAGUGUGGUUGCCAGCGGUACGGGCGGCAGAGCAGGGGCGAGAGGAAUCGCUGAGGGGAGCCAGUAUUUCCCCAGAGCUUCAGCCCAGGCAGGGGAGAUGCUCCAGUGCCUGCCUUCAGAAGGAGAGGAAGAGACAGACUCAGAAGAGAGGAGGGACAGUUCCAUAGAAGAUUCGAAAGAAAUCGUCACCCUGGCUUUUGUGAGAGAGAACACUGGGGAGCAAAAGGGACUUCAGAAUGCCUCACAGCAAGGCAAGAAGAAGAGGAAGAAAAAGAGAUUGGUGAUCAAUCUGUCCAGCUGCCGAUAUGAGAGUGUGCGUAGGGCCGCCCAACAGUAUGGCCUCCGAGAGGGAGGGGAAGGCGACGACUGGACCCUCUACUGGACUGACUACUCAGUGUCGCUGGAGCGGGUGAUGGAAAUGAAAAGUUACCAGAAAAUCAAUCACUUCCCAGGGAUGGCCGAAAUUUGCCGCAAGGACUUGCUGGCCAGGAAUAUGAGCCGCAUGUUCAAGAUGUUCCCUAAAGAUUUCCACUUUUUCCCAAGGACCUGGUGUCUGCCUGCUGACUGGGGAGAUUUGCAGAACUACGGCAGGUCAAGAAAAAAUAAGACAUACAUCUGUAAGCCGGAUUCGGGCUGCCAAGGGAGAGGUAUAUUCAUCACCAAGACAGUGAAAGAAAUCAAACCAGGGGAGGAUAUGAUCUGUCAACUCUAUAUUUCAAAGCCCUUUAUCAUCGACGGGUUCAAGUUUGACCUACGGAUUUACGUGCUCAUGACAUCCUGUGACCCUCUCAGGGUUUUUGUGUACAAUGAAGGCCUGGCACGCUUCGCCACCACCUCUUACUCCCACCCCUGCACUGACAACCUGGAUGAUAUCUGCAUGCACCUGACAAAUUAUUCCAUCAAUAAGCACAGCUCCAAUUUCCUUCAAGAUGCUCACUGCGGCAGCAAGAGGAAGCUCUCCACCUUCAACGUGUACAUGAAGAGCCGUGGCUACAACGUGGAGCGGAUCUGGGGGGAUAUUGAUGACGUCAUCAUCAAGACCAUCAUCUCGGCGUACCCCAUCAUCAAGCACAACUACCACACCUGCUUCCCCCACCACACACUCAACAGCGCCUGCUUUGAAAUCCUGGGCUUUGACAUUUUGCUGGAUCACAAACUCAAGCCCUGGCUGCUGGAGGUCAACCACUCUCCGAGCUUCUCCACCGACUCCUGGUUGGAUAAGGAGGUCAAGGACACCUUGCUGUAUGACACUUUGGGCCUGAUCAACCUGAGAAGCUGUGACAAAAAGAAAGUCUUGGAGGAGGAGAGACAACGGGGGCGGUCCCUGCAGCUGUGUCGUUCUCGGGAGACCAGGAUGGAGGAAGUCAAGGGUUUUCAGGCCGUGCGUGUGGAGAAAACGGAGAAGUAUGAAAAGGAAAACUGCGGAGGCUUCCGCCUGAUCUACCCCAGUGCAAACUCGGGGAAGUAUGACAAGUUUUUCCAGGACAACAACUCCCUGUUCCAGAACACCGUGGCCUCCAGGGCUCGGGAGGUGCACGCCCGGCAGCUGAUCCAGGAGCUGAGACUUAAACAGGAGAAGAAACCCUUCCAAAUGAAAGAGAAGAGGGUGGAAGCGCAGGGGGAAUCGGCAGGAGAGCAGGCGCGAGGCAAAGGCGUGAGGAGCUGGCCACAGAAACCACGGCAGAAAUGCAAGACCGCCACCAACCCGACCUCCAAACAACACCUCCAGCCCUUGACAUUAGUGUCCUGCCCACCUGACUUGCUCUCAAGUGUCAGAGACCCAAAGAAAGCUGAGACAGACAGCAGCCUCGACCAGGGGACCCCCGAGAAGGAACCUGGCCCUGCUCCCUGUACGCCUCCCUCUGAAAGGCCUUACAGCUCAGUACCCGACUUGAUGAGUUCCAGCCUUCUCUGCUGCUCCAGGCCAGAGCUCAGGAAAGCCAUCUCCAGAAUCAAGGAAGCCAAUCCCGCCUCUGCAGUGAACGCAGUCACCAGCACUGUGCCUCCAACCUCAGUAGAAAACUUCGCCGAAUCCACCAGCCAGGUCUCAGACUCCCCCGAAUCUCCGCUGAGCGUGACUGUGACAACCAGCUCUGAGUGCAGUAGCUCAGAGGUGGACAGGGUGGUCCCCAUUAAAUGCGAGCAGCAGCAGAGGCCUCGGCACCUCAUCCAGGAAAAAAUAUCGAAAAAGUCUCUGCCUACAAAAUCCCAGAGCUUCUUGGGGAAUCUGAAGCCAAGCUGGACUUUGCUAGAGAGUGGCAUGAAGAAGCAACGUCCGGUGUCAGAGCUGUUCACCAAGGUUCAGUUGAGGGAGAAGCUGUCCUUGUCCCCAGCUCACUUUAAUCCAAAACUGGUGCUGAGUGACCAGUCACAAAACCCCUCCCUGCCCCGGAAGUGCUUCUUCCACAGCCGAAGCUCUGGCGAGAAGAGGCAGCUGGAUGUGCCCUCCCUCCUCCUCUUGCAGAAUUCUCACGGCCAUGGUGUUUCUCUGAAAGAUCUGCUGGUGGUUGCCACUCCAGCCCGACUGGAUCCAAGGCCCUGCAGAAGCCACAAAGGUGUCAAGAGAGACCUGUGUAUACAGGAUCAGGAAGCACACAGUCACUGAACUGAUCUCUGGUCAAAGAGGAUGUGAGGGGGAAGUAGAAUCAGACUGGAUCUCUGCCAUUUUGUUCCUUUCCUCCUCUGACUCCCAGGAAAUGAUCUGUCUCUUCCAACAGUCUCUACGAUGUUCAGAGAAGCAACUGAAAGUUUUAUCUCCUCAUCUAGACAUCUUGGUCUUAUGACUACCUCCCAAAGCACCACAGAGGCUAACAGCCUUAGCUUUUUGUGCCCUCCCGGUUAGCUUCCAGUCCUGCAGGACCAUGACUUCUGGGAGUUAUUGGUGCGGCUCCAGGACAUACUCCAGUUGCCCCACCAGUGGCGUUGCUUUGGGCCCUCACAUGGCACUGUCAUCCAGCUCACGCCCAGGAAUAGAGCAAUAUGAAGAAGAGAGCAGUAUUGCAGAGAAAGACUUUUUCCAGGAGUCCAAAGCCCUCGGGGCAUCAACAGGACUGUGUCAGUUGGUCCCCAAUUCCAGAGAGAAAAGACAAAGGGCUGGGCUUGAUGGAGAAGGCUGAGCCCUGAGUAAAGGAGCUGGGUUCUAACUUCACCAGGUAAAGACCAGACCUCCUCGCACACUCACGCCGCAGUGCCCAAGCAUCCUCCUGCCACCUCCUUUGCCAGCCCCACUCAAAGUGCCAGCAAAGACAGAGGUGAGAUGAGAGUACCCAGCCUGCAGGUGUUUCUUCCACGGACCUGAAGAAAUGAUGCAUCUUCCCCUCAAGUGUGCAUUAAUAAAGUAAAUUGCUGGAGUUCCCUGGUGGCUCAGCAGGUUAAGGAGCCUACAGUCUCUACAAUGUCCACAGAAGCAACUGAAAGUUUUAUCUCCUCAUCUAUUGUAAAUAAUCCUGCAACAAACAUAGGGGUGCAUGUAUCUUUUUACAUUUGGUGUUUUCCUUUUCUUUGAAUAAAU
Molecule: messenger RNA, 3552 nt
Organism: Sus scrofa (pig)
Lineage: Eukaryota; Metazoa; Chordata; Mammalia; Artiodactyla; Suidae
Source: RefSeq, a predicted model, not a curated record